Molecule: messenger RNA, 867 nt
Organism: Adineta steineri
Lineage: Eukaryota; Metazoa; Rotifera; Eurotatoria; Adinetida; Adinetidae
Source: the annotation of a GenBank genome assembly
AUGACUAGUAAAGUUGAAUUGGUUCCAAUCUCGGAAGGUAAUCGUGUAACAGUAAAAGAAAAUGACAAAAUCAUUAUUGGACGUGGAUCAUCAUUAGGUUGUAAUGAUAAAAAAAUUUCUCGUCAACAUGCUGAAUUAUUACUUAAGAAAGAUCAAACACUUUGGAUUAAACCAACACAUAGUAAUCCAGUAUUUUAUCGACCUUUAAAUUGUAAAACAAUUCAUUUAACAAAAGAUAUUGAACAAGAAUUAAAAGAUGGUGAUCAAAUUGGUUUAUUACCAACAACGUUUUUCUUUCGUAUCAGUUUCUCUACGGAUACGAACAAUAAUAAAGAUGCAACAUCAUCUAAAUGUAUAGAUAAUCAUAUCAGUAUUGACACAAGUAAAAGAUUAACAACAGAUGUUGAUAAUGUUACUACUUCAUCUUCUAUAAAAGAUCAAGAGGAGUCUCAAUCUGAAAAUUCAAAUAAACUAUUACGUAAACUACCAGCAUGGAUGUCUCCAUCAACUUCUUCUCCUCGUUCAGAUAAUACGAAACGACAAUUAAGUUUAGACGAAGAUACUAAUGAACCAACUACAGAAACUUUUGAUUCUGUUACACCGAAAAAAAGUUUCGAUUUAGUUAAAUCAAAUAAUAAACCUCGUCCACCUUGUCAAUAUGGUGCAUCAUGUUAUCGAAAAAAUCAAUUGCAUCGAACUGAAGAAUCACAUCCAGGUGAUUCUGAUUAUGAAGAUGAAAAAGAAAAAGAAACUAAAGAUGAUGAUAAUAAAGAUACUACUAGUAGUGAUACGGAUAAACCUCAAUGUCCAUAUGGUAAAACUUGUUAUCGACAAAAUGCUCAGCAUAAACGUGAUUAUAAACAUUAG